AUGUGUUUGUUUGGCAUCGUUGAUGCGGUUGCGGACUUUUUAAAGGGUGUUGUGGCGUGUGCCUGCUGCCUCAUCAUCGGUGGCCCUGCGCUCAUCAUCGCGGGCAGCAUGCUUCUCAAUCAACAGGACCUUCGAAAAGCUUUCAGAGAUGCCGUGAAUGAAUUUAACCCCACACCCAUGAACGCUUGGACUGGGACCAUCAACGAUGUGCCGAUUGCUGUGAGACGCGAGUCGCUAAAUGUCAAAGGUGUGGACGGGGCCACUUCUGUCUUUGCGGAGGCUGUUGUUUCCGUUUCUCAUAUGUCUUCAUCAAGGUUUCAAGUUUCCGUGAAUGUUAGAACCGUGACCCCUUUUAAUCGCAUGGCCCCCUUCCGCACCAUAGAAAAAACGUCAUACACCUGUUCUUCACGUGACUGCAAAAGCAGAUUGAAUUGCCAGUGUAACGAAUUGCUGAAUUCUUUUAUGAACCAGUGCGUCGCAUCUGGUGGAAAAUUUGUUCGCACACCUGGAAUGUGCGUGUUGGACCGCACUUGUGGUACGUGUGAACGAACGGUCUACCUCAGGCAAUUGUACCUUGUUGUUCGUGAGGUCAGCAACGGAAAAUACGCCGAGGACACCAAUCUCCGAAGUGCCAUGUACGCUUUUGGGGAUCUUGAUAACGAUUACCAGCCUGGAAUACCGAGCACCGUUACAGUGCGCCUGUACAGCAGCAAGGACCCUUACAUCGCCCUGCAGCGCUUAACAAAGGGAACCAAUGAUUUGGGUUUGAAUUCGCGCACCGUGGGUAUUGUGCUGAUUGUUCUUGGGUGCCUGUUUUUGCUGCUGGAAAUUGGUGUCUGCACAGCGCUAAUUUGCUACUGGAUGCGAAGGAAGAAGACGUCAUCAGGCGCUCCGCCCUAUAUGGCUCCUGCAACUUAUGGAAUAUCAAAUUCGGGUGCAUCCGGUAACGCCGCACCGAAUUUUUAUGCACAGCCAGCACAGCAAACGGGGCAGGGAUACACAUAUUUUCAAGCGGCACCACCAGGGUAUACAUAUGGCCAGCCACCACAGGGACAGCCGGUUCCACAGGGAUACGCAUAUGGUCAACCGGUAUCACCACAGGGACAGCACGGCUAUACGUAUGGGCAAGCACCGCCGCCAUUAUACGCAUACGGCCAACCGGUAUCACCACAGGCUCCGCGUGGGCAAGUACCGCCGCCAUUGUAG
Messenger RNA from Trypanosoma cruzi, 1206 nucleotides. RefSeq names its product procyclic form surface glycoprotein, putative. The coding region runs from base 1 to 1206 and encodes 401 amino acids. Lineage: Eukaryota; Euglenozoa; Kinetoplastea; Trypanosomatida; Trypanosomatidae. The transcript has a single exon. The record is from RefSeq and is a predicted model, not a curated record.